Molecule: messenger RNA, 2115 nt
Organism: Aspergillus terreus NIH2624
Lineage: Eukaryota; Fungi; Ascomycota; Eurotiomycetes; Eurotiales; Aspergillaceae
Product: Nrd1 complex RNA-binding subunit
Exons: 8
Coding region: 1-2115 (704 amino acids)
Cellular component (GO): nucleus
Molecular function (GO): RNA binding
Source: RefSeq, a predicted model, not a curated record
AUGUCUUCUGCUGUAGCAGAACUGGAUAACUACCUCCAGUCUAUGCUGGCCCUUAAACCUCCUGGUGUUUCGGGCUCUAAGAUCAACAGUAUCACGUCGCUGUGCACUGCGAAUGUCCAGAACGAAUCCGUCCUCAUCCAAAAGAUCUACACCCAUUUCAAAAAGGCACCGGGAACACACAAGUUGGGCGUACUCUAUGUCGUAGACUCUGUAACUCGACAAUGGGUAGAAGCAGCACGCAAACAGGGCCAACCCUCUGGGAGCGCCGCUCCGGAUGGCACCUUCGCCGCUGGUGUUAACAGAGUGACGGAAUUACUCCCCGUCUUGAUGACGGAUAUCAUAAACAAUGCGCCCGAAGAUCAAAAGAUUCUCUCCAGGUUUGCGGAUGUUGAAUCGACCACUCCGGAAGGAUCACCGGCGCCUAAUUCUAACUUGUUCGGAGGUGCGCAACAGCAGGCUCAGGCCAACGGUGCUCCGUCUUCGGGGACACCUCAGUCUGCGCCCGACACGUCCAGUAUUCUGAAAGCGCUGGCCGACAUGGCCAAGCAAAACACUGCGGCACCUCCUGCGCCCGCGGUCCCAGCCCAGACUAGCCCGCUUAGCGCGUUAAGCCAGCCGCAAGGUGCAGCUUCCCAGCCGGUGUCCUCCGUAGAGCCGGCCGCGAAUGGGCACGCUGGCGUAAACCCUUUUGCUGCGGGAGCCAUGGCGCCAUUUGCCGCCCUCAGUAAUGUCGCCCAGAACCCUGCCUUGGUGCAACCUCAGAGUCAGAGCCAAACGCCCAACCCACUGGGUGCCGCUCAAAACCCACUUGCCGCGCUGCUGCCGCAGGCGACUGCAGCUCCAGCCCAGACGACGCCGAGCCUUGCGCCCGAUGCCCUGCAGCAGCAGCUCCAGCUCUUGCAACUGUUGGCCGCGCAAGGGAUUCCCCAGGAGCAGUGGGCCACAGCCCUGCAGUUGCUCAGCUUCUCCAGUGCCGCGAACAUGGGCAAUGUGGCCGCCGGCCAGGUGCCCGGAUUCAAUCUGGGGGCGCAGAAUGUGAACGCUUGGGGCGGCCGUGCUGACUCGCAGUCACGUGAUUUUGACCGGGACCGUGAGCGCGACUAUAUGCGUUCUCCCCCCGGUGGCUACCGUCGUCGCUCGCGCUCUCCCGGCUGGGACCGACGCCGUGAUGUGUCUCCACCCCGUCGCCGCGAUAGCCCGGUUUAUGGUGAAUAUCACGGUGACUCGCCCGGCCGUCGGGGCGACCCUCGUGGCCGUCGCGGCAAUGAUUAUCGCCAGCGCAGUCCUCCCGGCCGGAGACGUCGUUCUCCUUCGCCUCGCAAGGACCCCAAUCUGCCUCCUCCUGGUCCGAAGUUGGUCGAAUGGGACUAUUCCAUCGGUCAGGGUAACAUCAAAGUUCUCAGCAGAACUCUUUUUGUUGGCGGUGUCACGUCAUCUGAGGCCCACUUGCGCUCCCUGUUCGGCAAGUUCGGCAUCGUUCAAACAUGCAUUGUCAACAUCGACAAGCGCCAUGCGUUCAUCAAGAUGAUCAGCCGCAACGAUGCGGUCCACGCUCGCGAAGGAAUGGAGUCAUACAAGGCUGGUGAUAUGCAGCUUCGGACCCGGUGGGGUGUUGGCUUCGGCCCCCGUGACUGCAGUGACUACCAAACCGGCAUCAGUGUCAUCCCGAUCGAACGUCUGACUGAAGCCGACCGUAAAUGGAUGCUCACUGCCGAGUAUGGUGGCACUGGUGGACGGCCCAUUGAAUCUGGCAUGGUCGUGGAAGAACCCGACAUUGAAAUCGGGGCCGGUGUUUCCUCCAAAGCCAUCAGCAGACGUAUUGCGACCGACACCGGCGGCAAACGUGGGCCCAUCUCGUCUCGCACUCAGCAAGACCGAUUCCGUCGACCCGAACGCGAUGGACCGCCACCUGGCAUGGGUCCUGGUGGCCAUGGCGGCCCACCAGAGCGGGAUACCUCCAACGCCAACAACGUCGGUGUGCCGCCUGCGGUCCCCGGCUUUGGCUUCUCGUUCCCCGGGAUGCCGAUGUUUCCUCCUGGCUUCAUGAUGGGUGGUGCUCAGGCCGGUUCCAACGCUUCGACACAACCUCCUCCUCCCGGCCAAGGAGGCAGCUGA